Messenger RNA from Anastrepha obliqua, 555 nucleotides. RefSeq names its product putative nuclease HARBI1. The coding region runs from base 70 to 555 and encodes 161 amino acids. The transcript has 4 exons. NCBI's taxonomy places the organism in Eukaryota, Metazoa, Arthropoda, Insecta, Diptera, Tephritidae. The record is from RefSeq and is a predicted model, not a curated record.
GCUGCGUGUCUCAGUCUACUCGCAAGUGGUGGCUAUCAGCAUGCAAUAGGCAAUGACUAUUUGAUAGGAAUGUGCCAGAGCACUGUCUCGAAAUUAACGGGCAAUGUUUUGGAAGAAAUUGAAGCCAAAUUGUGUCCUAAACAUAUUAAAUUUGAGCCAGAUGAUUCGAGAAGGUGCAAAGAGUGGUUUGUUGAGAACUAUCAAAUUCCAGGAGUGGUUGGAUGCAUUGAUGGCACCCACAUUGGACUACAAAAGCCCACGGUCAACGAGCAUAUGUAUUUCAACAGGAAGGGUUUUCAUAGCAUAAAUGCGAUGUUGAUUUGCGACCACACUACGAAAAUUCUCGCAAUAAACUGCCAAUAUGGGGGUGCAGCCCACGACUCAUUCAUAUGGAAGCAUUCAAACGAACGAAUGGUUAUGGAACAUCGUUUUUUGCACAAUAGGAGUGACAAUGCCUGGCUGCUAGAAAUCCAUCGGACGGAUCAGGUGAAGCAAGGUUCAAUGAAAUUCAUUCCAAGGCACGGUGCAUCAUUGAACGAACUAAUGGUGUACUGA